UUUGGUCUUGACUCUCUGGUUCUCCCUAGGUGGGACACCUCCAGCCUGGCUGUGCCAAGGAUAUCAGAGUGACCUUGAAAUCCAAAGUCCCGGUCACCAUCAAAAGGCACUCUGUGAACUGUAAGGUGGACAAGAUCAAAUACCAGCUGCCACCAGAAGAGGUUUACAACUGGGACGAUGGAAUGUACACUGAGAAAUGGGAGGACACCACUGAGAGAUUACCAGGAGCCCGCUGGCCUAUCAAGGAGAAGGUGGCCAAGGCAGUCCCGGAACCACCUCACACCGUCCUGGAGAAGAGCAGCCGCGAGGUUGAGCUUUUCCUCAGUGCUCAGGUUGACUAUGCCAAGUUCAAACUAGACACGGUCGAGGUUCAGAUGAAGCAGACUGAGCCCUUCCAGACAGAUAUAAGCACUUUCCAGAUGUCCAAUACAGGCAAAGUAGCCCUGAAAUACUCCUGGGAGGUGGAUCUGGAGGAGGAAAGACCAUCAAAGAGUUCUGGAAAGCCGUUCUCGGUCACUCUGAUGCGUUAUUUCUUGUCCUCUGAUACUGUGGAUCACUGGUUUAAGCAUCGUGCAAGUCGGGUGCACUGGGCGUCGCCGCUCGAGUCAACUCGGCCCCAGUCAAGUCGGCCCCACUCUACUCAGCCCACGCCAAGUCGGCGCCGUUCAAGCCAGAUGACCUGCCUUUCGAAGCAUGUUAGUUCCUCUAUGGAAUUGUAUCCAGAUGACUUAAAUGACCCACCGCUGUUCUCCAUCGAGCCUGACUGUGGUACCAUCCCUGCUGGACAAAACCAGAUUUUCCACGUGAAAUUCUGCCCGAUGCGUGUGGGGGAAUUUAAGGCUGAAAUGCUGUGCAGCAUUCCUAACCUGAAGCCAUCUCAGAAGAGCCCAUCGGUGUUUGUGAUGGGGAAAGGCUAUUUGCGGAAGGCUGGUCUGAAACACUCUACAUCACUGCAAAAAGGUGAAACCCAGAGCAGCAAACCAAAGAAGGUGCAGCGGUCAGCAAAACCAGAGUGACACCAUUUGUGUCAUGGCUUCUUCUGCUCAUGGUUUCCCAGCCUUCACCAGAGGCCUCCCCAGCUGCUCUUCAACCCCCAACACCCAUCUCUACGUCAUCCACAUACUACCUAAUAAACUGUGUCUCAACCCACAA
Pipra filicauda (Wire-tailed manakin) is the source of this 1152-nucleotide messenger RNA. RefSeq names its product hydrocephalus-inducing protein homolog. Gene Ontology annotation, cellular component: axoneme. The record is from RefSeq and is a predicted model, not a curated record. NCBI's taxonomy places the organism in Eukaryota, Metazoa, Chordata, Aves, Passeriformes, Pipridae. Gene Ontology annotation, biological process: axonemal central apparatus assembly; cilium movement. The transcript is spliced from 5 exons. The coding region runs from base 183 to 1016 and encodes 277 amino acids.